AGGGCUAAGCUUAAUUAAGGUUUGCUGAAUAUCAUCGAGUUAUAGCUUUACAUUACACACGUGGUUAAUCUUCAGUUGCACAAUAAUGCACGUUAACAAGGGCAUGCCAACCAUGCCCGCCGGCGUCUCGGUUGCCGCCGCCGGAUGCUGUCCCACCGCUACGCCGGCGAACGAGGUCGUCGAGGACAUCUUCGGCCUCGUGCGCGUCCUAAGCGAUGGCACCGUCGUCCGGUCGCCGGCCGGCCCGGUGUUCUGCCCGACCACCUUCCCUGAGAACCACCCGUCCGUGGAAUGGAAGGAGGCCGUCUACGGCAAGGCCAACAACCUCCUCGUCCGCAUGUACAAGCCGUCAGCGUCGCCGGCCGGCGGGAAGAAGGCGCCGGUGCUCGUCCACUUCCACGGCGGCGGGUUCUGCAUCGGGUCGUGCACGUGGGGCAACGUGCACGCGUUCUGCCUCCGCCUCGCCGCGGACACUGGCGCCGUCGUGCUGUCCGCGGGGUACCGCCUCGCCCCCGAGCACCGCCUGCCCGCUGCCGUCGACGACGGGGCCGCCUUCAUGCGCUGGCUGCGCGAGCAGUCGUCGUCGUCGUCCGACGCCUGGCUCACCGAGGCCGCCGACUUCGGCCGGGUGUUCGUCACCGGCGACUCGGCGGGAGCAACCAUAGCGCACCACCUCGCCGUGCGCGCCGGCGUCGGCGUGGCGACCGACGACGCUGGUGAAGCCGCCGGCGAGGCGGACCAGGUGACGAUCCGUGGCUACGUCCUUCUGCUGCCAUUCUUCGGCGGCGUCGAGCGAACGCCGUCGGAGCAGGCGGAGUGUCCCGCCGGCGCCGGGUCGGUGCUGAGCCUGGACGUGCUGGACCGGUUCUGGCGGGUGUCGCUGCCGGCGGGCGCCACCAGGGACCACCCCGUGGCGAACCCGUUCGGGCCGGACAGCCCGGAGCUGGGCUCGGUGGACUUCCGCCCGGUCCUGGUAGUGGUCGCCGGCCUCGACCUGCUGCGCGACCGCGCCGUCGGCUACGCCGGUCGGUUGGCCGCGGUGGGCAAGCCCGUGGAGCUCGUUGAGUUCGCCGGCGCGGCCCAUGGCUUCUUCCUGCACGAGCCGGGCUCCGAGGCGACUGGCGAGCUGAUACGUGCCGUGCGCCGGUUCGUUGACAGCUGUGUUGUUUCAGCGUCCGAGGCUGCUGCUGCUUGAUGUGUGCAGUGCUACGAUAAUUGGACACCGGAGCGCGAGUACGAGUGCAAUUUGGCUUUGUCUUGUAUUUUAACCGUUACGCCAUGGAAUCAAAUUAGUGUGUCUGGGUCGUUGUGGGCUUCAUUCAGGCCAAUCAGCUGGGCCGGGAGCUAGGCCGCUCGGCUCCCGCAUCCAAUGCCUGGAUGCUUAAGCCGCUGUGAUUUCCUUUCUUCUUAAUAACAAUGAUGAUGAUGAUGCACGUUUGCAUGGG
Sorghum bicolor (sorghum) is the source of this 1445-nucleotide messenger RNA. Its product is annotated as probable carboxylesterase 15. The coding region runs from base 86 to 1195 and encodes 369 amino acids. The record is from RefSeq and is a predicted model, not a curated record. The transcript has a single exon. Gene Ontology annotation, molecular function: hydrolase activity. Lineage: Eukaryota; Viridiplantae; Streptophyta; Magnoliopsida; Poales; Poaceae.